GCCGGGAGCCUCGCGGUGCCCCGAGCGCGGACCGAGCGCGCCGGGCGCGAAGGCAAGGGGAGCGGAGCCGGCCGCGGGCGGGGGCCCGGAGCUUGCCUGCGUCCCUCGCUCGCCCCAGCGGGUCGGCUCGCGCAGGGCGCAGGGCGCGCGCGAUGAAGGCGGUGAGCCCCGUGCGCCCCUCGGGCCGCAAGGCGCCGUCGGGCUGCGGCGGAGGGGAGCUGGCCCUGCGCUGCCUGGCCGAGCACGGCCACAGCCUGGGUGGCUCGGCGGCCGCGGCGGCCGCGGCGGCGGCAGCGCGCUGCAAGGCGGCGGAGGCGGCGGCCGACGAGCCGGCGCUGUGCCUGCAGUGCGAUAUGAACGACUGCUACAGCCGCCUGCGGAGGCUGGUGCCCACCAUCCCGCCCAACAAGAAAGUCAGCAAAGUGGAGAUCCUGCAGCACGUUAUCGACUACAUCCUGGACCUGCAGCUGGCGCUGGAGACGCACCCGGCUCUGCUGAGGCAGCCGCCGCCGCCCGCGCCACCGCACCACCCAGCCGGGACCUGUCCGGCCGCGCCGCCGCGGACCCCGCUCACGGCGCUCAACACGGACCCGGCCGGCGCGGUGAACAAGCAGGGCGACAGCAUUCUGUGCCGCUGAGCCGCGCUGUCCAGGUGUGCGGCCGCCUGCGCCCGAGCCAGGAGCACUAGAGAGGGAGGGGGAAAGAGCAGAAGUUAGAGAAAAAGCCACCCGAGGAAAGGAAAGGAAAGGAAAGGAAAAAAAAAAAAAAAUCAGCAAAUCCUAGAAACGUUACAUUUGUCAUUCCAAGAGCGGGGGGAAGAAAGAUAAAACUUUCAUCGUUUUUUUUCUUGGUUUUUUUUUUUUUUUUGCACGUUCAUAAACAUUCUACAUAUGUACUCUCUUUUGUCUCUUCAUUUAUAACCGCUGUGAAAUGUACAUUUCUGUGUUUUUGGAGGUGCAGUUAAACUUCUAAGCUUAAGUGUGACAGAACUGAUAAAUUAGAAGAUCAAGAGAAAAUCAACUUUAGAAGCCUACUUUGUGACCAAGGAGCUCAAUUUUUGUUUUGAAGCUUUACUAAUAUAACAGAGCAUUGUAGAUAUUUUUUUUUGACAUCUAUUGUUUAAAAUAGAUGAUUAUAAUGGGGGGGCAGGGAACUUUCUUUUCCCUGCAAGAAUGUUACAUAUUGUAUAGAUAUCUGAGUGACAUUUCAUACCAUGUAUAUAUAGAGAUGUUCUAUAAGUGUGAGAAAGUAUAUGCUUUAAUAGACUACUGUAAUUAUAAGAUAUUUUUAAUUAAAUAUUUUUUGUAAAUAUUAUGUGUGUGUUUUUUUAAAUCUAUGGGAUUAUUUCUUUUGGAAAAUUAUUUUUCAGCUCCAUGGCAGAGCUCCUGAUAUCUUGAAUGUCUUUACUGUUUGGCCUAGCAUUUAAUUUGUUUCUGUUUUAUCCAGUGUCGUGUGGACUUGGAAGUAAUAGUUAGUGGUCCAGCAUGACUGCAUGAGAUGUUUAAUCACAAAAUAAACUUGUUCUGAGUCCAUUCAAAUGUGUUUUCUUUAACCUAGAUUGAAACCUUUGUAUUUGAAACAUACCUGUUGGAAAUCUACUUUAUCAGUUUUUAAGUACAGGGUUCGAUAGUGUAAUAUAUAAAGAGUUAAGUGUUUGCUUUUCAACCGAGGUCAAAAUGGAUUCUGAAUGGUUUUGCAUAGGGAAUGGGGAAAUGCUUGGAUCCUUAAGGAGUUUAUGAAAUCUACUGUUUUAUGAAAGUGAAGAAAAAUGCUUAUCAUUCUUCAUUUUACACUAAAGCUUAAUGUCACUGCGUUUCAUGUCUGUACAGAUUAUUUAAGUCCUAGAAAUGAAAAAUGUUCUCUGCUUGCUACCAAAGGACAGACUCUUGGAAAUGAACAUUUUCUGCUCUCCUUCCUCCAAAGAAUAUUAAUAGGCAACAGUGGGAGAAAAAAAAACAAGGCAUAAUGGCAAAUCCUUCAAGCAGGGAUAAAAGUCGAUCUUCAAACAUUAACUUAAGUAGACCAAAAAAUUCUGAUGACCGCAUCUAGAUUAUUUUUUUAUAAAAAUGAUUUUCACUAUAGCUAUGUUAGUUAACUGCUAAACUACUGUCCAACCUCUUGUGAUGUGUAACUUUUACAUGUGAAUAUUAAAGUAGGUUUAUCUGUC
This is a messenger RNA of Felis catus (domestic cat), 2167 nucleotides long. It is a transcript of the gene ID4, whose product is annotated as inhibitor of DNA binding 4, HLH protein. The coding region runs from base 153 to 638 and encodes 161 amino acids. Gene Ontology annotation, cellular component: cytoplasm; nucleus. Gene Ontology annotation, molecular function: protein dimerization activity; transcription regulator activity. NCBI's taxonomy places the organism in Eukaryota, Metazoa, Chordata, Mammalia, Carnivora, Felidae. The transcript has 3 exons. Gene Ontology annotation, biological process: cell differentiation; negative regulation of transcription by RNA polymerase II; circadian regulation of gene expression. The record is from RefSeq and is a predicted model, not a curated record.